Messenger RNA from Effrenium voratum, 651 nucleotides. Lineage: Eukaryota; Dinophyceae; Suessiales; Symbiodiniaceae. The record is from the annotation of a GenBank genome assembly.
AUGCAGGUGGAAGUUGCGGAGGGAGAGCGCGGCUUUUUGGUGACAGGGAGUACUUGUCAGGAGGCCUUGCGAGGCGGGCCUAGGCCCAAGGCUGGGCUGAAGGACUUGCGUUUGUGGCUGGAGGUGGAGGCCGAAGAGGUGAAGCACGCAGGGUCCGUGCCAGCAAGUUUGGAUGCCGAGUUGGCUGACCUUCGUUGUGAUCCUGCAGAUCGGCGGUUUGUCACUGUCGGCAUGGUGUGCAAGCAGGUCGCUUUCCUUCGAGUGCAGCAUGAAGGCGACGUGCCCUCGAGGCUGGUGUCUCGUUUCCUAGCACCUGCUGCCCCUAAGCGCUUUGCCUCAAGAUGGGCUGAUCGGGUGCUUCCAGUGGAUUGGUCAGUACACCCGAAAGCGGACAGCUUCAAGCGUCUUGCCAAAGACGCGCUGCUUUCCCAUGCUGGGCGUCCAUGGCGUUUGCUCUACGAGCCCUUCCGCGGUGGUUGGAACACCAUCUCCAAGGAGGAUGCGCUGGAGGCCUGCAAGGAGAAUUUGGGGGUGGACUACCAUUCUGUCGCUGCUCCAGAGAUCACCGUGGUGUGCACAGUGCAGCCCAGAUUUGUAGGCUUGGCAGUGGUGGACAUCGACACGGACUAUUUGCGAGUGGAAGACGGGUGA